ACCCCGGCGGUCUGGGCCCGCGCGCGUCGGGGCUGCUCCCGGGAGGCCCGCGGCGCGGAGGCCGGGGGCGGCCGCUGAGCGUGGCGUCCUCGCGGCUCCGGGGCCGGCAGCCCCUCGCCUUCCCCAGCGAGCGAGCGAGCGAGCGUCCGCCGCCGUGCGCUCCCGCCUCAGCCGCCGCCGCGGAGACCGCCCAGCCGAGACCGGCCGCAUCGCGGAGGCUGCAGCGCGCAUUUGGUCUCGGACGAAGUUGACCGAGGCGGCUGCUGCAGCAUCCCCGGUCCGGAUCGCGCGAAGCCCGGCGUAGCCUCUCCUCCUGGCUCACCCCUGCGUCUCCCGCGUGUUCCACUUUCCGGCUCUGCUAUUGUUACAGACUGUUUCCUGCUGGCUACCCUGCCUCUGAAACUUAAAAAGAAAGUGUUGGAUUUGCCCUUGUUGGAACUGAGGAAUUCAGACCAUCUCUGGGUAGCCGGAUCUAACCCACUCCGUGUCCCCUUUUGGUACCAAAGUGCUUACUCCUCUCCAAAGUGCCAUUCCUGAGCUGUUAACGGGAGGAAGGGGCUCCUGAGACGCGUCCGCACCUUUGCACCUGUCUUUGCGCUUCGCCUCUCUCCGCCACCUUCCCGGCUGAAGCAGCACCGAGGGAGCCCCCUUUGGAUGUUCUCCGUGGAAACCGCUUCUCCGAGACUGGAGCGCUGAGGCUGGUUUUGGGGAGGAACACUAGACUUGGAGGAGUCUGCGCGCUUUUCUCCUGCCCGCGCCUCCGGGGCCCCGUGCUCGCUCCUCCGCCAAACCCCACCCCACCCACUUCCUGUGCGCGCCCAGGGGGCGUGUGCCGAGCGGCUGCCGGAGUUCUGGGAAGUUGUGGCCGUCGAGGAUGGGGGUCUGUGGGUACCUGUUCCUGCCCUGGAAGUGCCUCGUGGUCGUGUCUCUCAGGCUGCUGUUCCUUGUACCCACAGGAGUGCCCGUGCGCAGCGGAGAUGCCACCUUCCCCAAAGCUAUGGACAACGUGACGGUCCGGCAGGGGGAGAGCGCCACCCUCAGGUGCACGAUUGACAACCGGGUCACCCGGGUGGCCUGGCUGAACCGCAGCACCAUCCUCUACGCCGGGAACGACAAGUGGUGUCUGGACCCCCGCGUGGUCCUCCUGAGCAACACCCAGACCCAGUACAGCAUCGAGAUCCAGAACGUGGACGUGUACGACGAGGGCCCGUACACCUGCUCCGUGCAGACGGACAACCACCCCAAGACCUCCCGGGUGCACCUCAUCGUGCAAGUAUCUCCCAAAAUUGUAGAGAUUUCUUCUGAUAUCUCCAUCAACGAAGGCAACAAUGUCAGCCUCACCUGCAUAGCAACGGGUCGACCAGAGCCGACGGUUACUUGGAGACACAUCUCCCCCAAAGCUGUGGGCUUUGUGAGCGAAGAUGAAUACUUGGAGAUCCAGGGCAUCACGAGGGAGCAGUCGGGGGACUAUGAGUGCAGCGCCUCCAAUGAUGUGGCUGCCCCAGUGGUGCGGAGAGUCAAGGUCACCGUGAACUAUCCUCCAUAUAUUUCAGAAGCUAAGGGGACAGGUGUCCCCGUGGGACAGACGGGGACGCUGCAGUGUGAAGCCUCCGCGGUUCCCUCGGCAGAAUUCCAGUGGUACAAGGAUGACAAAAGGCUGGUUGAAGGAAAGAAGGGGGUCAAAGUGGAAAACAGACCUUUCCUCUCCAAACUCAUCUUCCUCAACGUCUCUGAACAUGACUAUGGGAACUACACGUGUGUGGCCUCCAACAAGCUGGGCCACACCAACGCCAGCAUCACACUGUUCGAGCUAAGUGAGCCUACAAGCUCAACUUUGUUACAAGGCCCGGGCGCCAUCAGCGAAGUGAGCAACGGAACGUCGAGGAGGGCUGGCUGCGUUUGGCUGCUACCUUUUCUGGUUUUGGUUUUGCACCUACUCCUCAAAUUUUGAUGUGAGUGCCACUUUCCCCGCCGGGGAGAAGCUGCCGUCACCACCGCCACCAACACAUCAGCCACGGCGACCAAGAGCAACGCGAGCAUCCCCGUUCUAAAGCAGAUACAAUCCCACGAAAUUCAGAGCCUAAGGGGACACAAAUUCGAGGGAGGGGAACAGAGAAUACUUUGGGAAAACAGGUUGAACAAGGACAUUGGAAAUCGCCUUGCAGAUACGUAGGUACAGCUGAGUUUUCUUUCUUUUUCCAAACGGGAAGAAUGCACGCGGCUUUGGACCCACCCGCAAGCUGCAUGGCGUGACCUCCGUUACCAGUCGGGCAAGGGCUCAGCCGCUCUGCCCACCACAGUGCCCCCCCCCCCCAAGGAAAGUUCUGGAGUCGGCCACCCCAGAUUCAGUCAGUAGAGAAGAACUCAGAGGGAGGCUUGCAGGCCCAUUCCUGAACUGUGUCCCUAUUGUGUGUGUGAUGAAACGCAGCAACAAAAAGAUAAAUAAAAAGGAAAA
Messenger RNA from Orcinus orca (killer whale), 2455 nucleotides. RefSeq names its product neurotrimin (gene NTM). The coding region runs from base 875 to 1951 and encodes 358 amino acids. Lineage: Eukaryota; Metazoa; Chordata; Mammalia; Artiodactyla; Delphinidae. The record is from RefSeq and is a predicted model, not a curated record. The transcript is spliced from 8 exons. Gene Ontology annotation, cellular component: neuron projection.